Aplysia californica (California sea hare) is the source of this 2922-nucleotide messenger RNA. RefSeq names its product protein SON. Gene Ontology annotation, molecular function: RNA binding. Gene Ontology annotation, biological process: regulation of mRNA splicing, via spliceosome; regulation of cell cycle. Lineage: Eukaryota; Metazoa; Mollusca; Gastropoda; Aplysiida; Aplysiidae. The record is from RefSeq and is a predicted model, not a curated record.
ACAUCAGUCAUUAGUCAACAAUAAUAAAGAUGGUGGACAAGACAGGCAGGCAAUCGGCCGUAUCGUGAUCGUGUUUGGAAAAUUUAUUUUGAAAGUAAAAGGACCGAAGUUAAUUAUGUAGGGUGAUGGACAUUAUAUGAUUAGAAAAGGAAGCUAAAGAGCCGGUGAUCACAAUGUCUGAGCCAAACUUGUCGUCCAUACCACUGCCUUCUGGAGAUGAUGCCCCACAAAAAUCUCUUUCAUCAGCGAAAAAGAGUGCUAAAGAAAUGCUGAAGGAAGCCUUGAAAGAUCAUACUGGUGUCCAAAGAAAAGACUCGAUUCAGACUAUGCGGAAAACGUCAGCUGUUGAGGCUGCCCGACAAGAGACUACGUCUUCUCAAAAUAUUGUAGACAAGCUGUUUAACGAUUUCAUCACUCGGAAAAUGAGCCCUGCGUCCGUCUGUUCCAGCAGCAGCAUUGCUGUGGAGAGAGGAAAAGAUUCUGUAAACGUCGGUAGCAUGACUUCUGUUGAUGAAAUCAGUCAACUUCUUGACUUGGAAAUCAAGUCCAUUCAGUCAAACUCGGGCUCAGCGAAUGUGGCAAGCAGAAAGCUUGAAGAAAAACAAGAUAAUCCUGAAACAUCUGCCUCAGCCAAGACGAUUGCUCAUGAAGUAAAUCAGAGUAGUAAAAUUCCUAACCCCAAAUCUUCACAGAGUUCUGGGGAUCAAGUUAAUAGUCAAAAGCUCGUAUCAGUAAAUGAUGUAAGGUCAGGGUCAGAUAAUCCUAAAGGAAGCUCAAGCUCCAAUAGUACAGGGGAGACUUCCGACGCUGUUGUUGCUCCGCAAACUGUUCUCCCGUCCUGUCACGUCGAGGAAAAGAAGGAGAAAACGCAGCCAGUGUCAGAGUCCAAGAGACUAGAAACUCCAACAGCAGACCAGGGGGAUAAGUCCUGUGGGAAGUCGCUGUCUAUGCUUCCCUUACCGUUGGCCAAGAAAGCCGCUAAGCCAAAGCUGCUGGACCUCAAGUUGAGCCAGCAGAGUCUCUCUCUCCUAAAGGAAAAGGAAACAGCAAGCAGUGAAAGCAAACAAUGGGAGGAAGGUGAAGUUGUAUCAUCCAACAGCGAGGACUCCGACAGAAACGACACCAACUCAGACGGUGACGGCGAGCUCCCGUCUGACGCCGGCUCCGUCAACUCAAGUACGGAAGAAAAGAAAGCACAUUCGUCCAAGCAUAAAAAGAAGCAUAAACACAAGAAGAAGAAGAAGAAAAAGUCUACGAAAAGCAAAGAAAGAAGCAGAGGAGAAAGGAGAUUGGACAAAAGUAGAGAUUCUGCGGAAAAGUCGAGCCGGCUGUCAAGUAGUGAAGUGACCGGCACUGUUUUCAGUGAUUCUUUAUCUGACAAGGAAUCUAAAGAUACACGAGAAAGUGGAGAGAGAAAGAGAAAAAGGAAGAGCAGCUCAGAGGUGGGCAAGGAGGGCAACAAAAGUGACAGUUGUAGAAGCCACGAAGACAGGCAAAAGGAGACGACGCCCCAGAAACAGCGCACUGAUGGGAAGCGUACUCUUUCCAGGGAUGAGUUUGAGGAUGAGAAGAAAAAAGAGAAAAAAAGACGAAAAAAGUCAAGAUCAAGGUCGAGAUCACCAAAGCGAUCGAAGCACAGCUCAUCACGUUCAAAGUCUUCGUCCAAAACAAGUGGAACACGGAAUGACGACUAUGACCAAUGGGACGCGUACAAAUACAAGGAGGACUCUCGCAAGUGGAAAACUGGUCACAGCGACAGAACCAAGGACGGUCAGCGAGGUAGAGAGGACAGGGACCGGGACCUGAGGGUGCGCAUUGACAAGGCCAAACUCAGGAAAAUUGCAAUAGCAAAUGCCCUUCAGAAUAUGAAAACUGGACAUGGUCCUGAAAUUAGCAUUUCGACUCGGGCAGGUGGAAAAUCAGUAGAGGAACUCACUGAUUUUUGCAAGAAAAUUUCUGAGAAAGAGAAAAACAAGAACGACAGUGAUAUCAGUGAGAGUGAUGAGGAAGAGGCGGAGGAGAACGAAGACGAUUCUCUCAUCCAUCAUCCAUUUAAACUGAAAGACAAUUCCUCCAACAUAGUGCUCAAUAUUCGGAAUGCCCGACAGUUGCCCGUGCUGACCCCCUCGGAGAAACAAGCUCAGCAGGCGGCGCUGCGUCUGACCUUCCCCGUGUCCAGCGGCUCCCACCACCGAGCCACCGAGUCCGAGUGGGUGCCGGUCCAGCCCAAGGCUGCCCCCAGCGAGACUGUGGCCCCUGCCACCCCUUCCAAGAACACGGCCACAGUGGACAAGCCUGUCGUGGAACCUCCAAAGUCCGAGCCCAGCAUUUUUCCAACUGCAGAAUCGAAAAUCGACAUUGGCUCCAUUAUAUCGGAGAGACUUCAAGCUGUGAGGAAGUUACAGGAAAAUCCUUUUGAUGUCCAGGCCCUGUCCAAGAUGCAUCAGGUCCAGGAACAGGCCAACAAGUGGGCAUCCUCCCAACACCUGCCGGGCCAGUUCCUGGGCAGCACGGGGGCACAGGUGCUCUCCCAGGAGCAGUUGCUUGGAGACAGACGGCACCAGGCCUGGGCCAAGAAGAGUCAGUUCUUGCAAGCCGCGCCCGUCAACGGCGGCAUCGGGAUGUUCUUGCUGCAGAAGAUGGGCUGGAAGCUAGGAGAAGGUUUGGGCAAGAACAACGAAGGCAACAAGGAGCCUCUUAUGUUGGAUAUCAAAAUAGACCGCAAAGGCCUGCAAGCUUCGACGGAGACUCAGAAAGGCAGGAACUGUCAGCCACAACAACCCAGAGCCAAGGAUCUUUCCAACAAACACCCAGUCUCUGCCUUGAUGGAGCUUUGUAACAAGAGGAGGUGGGGACCGCCGGCAUUUACCGUUGUCAGUGAGAGUGGGCCGGAUCACAAAAAGAAUUUUCUCUUUAAGGUGA